Molecule: messenger RNA, 1244 nt
Organism: Dioscorea cayenensis subsp. rotundata (Guinea yam)
Lineage: Eukaryota; Viridiplantae; Streptophyta; Magnoliopsida; Dioscoreales; Dioscoreaceae
Product: BTB/POZ domain-containing protein At4g08455
Exons: 2
Coding region: 205-936 (243 amino acids)
Biological process (GO): regulation of proteolysis; proteasome-mediated ubiquitin-dependent protein catabolic process
Cellular component (GO): cytoplasm
Molecular function (GO): ubiquitin protein ligase binding
Source: RefSeq, a predicted model, not a curated record
GUUGUUAUAAAUAAUAUUUUUUUUAACUAUAUUUAAUUUAUAAACCAUUUUUUUAAUAAUAAAAAAAACUCUAGAAACAGUCGAAGCACGCUUGUAAAUUUAUCUAGUUUUCGUACGAAGAAGCACACAUUCAUUGAGAAAACAAAGAGAAAAAAACCAUUGAACAAGAGAGUGAGAGUGAGAGUGAGAGCGAGAGAGAGAGAGAUGUGGUGCCAAUCUUGCAGGGAGGAGUACGGCGAGGUGGACGCCGGCACCUGCAAGGAGUGCUACGAGGAAGCCAGCGAGACCGAGGAGGAGCUCAAGCGCGAGAUCGAUGACCUCAAAUCAAAGGUCGCCUUUCUUCGCCUUUCCCCUCCUUCUCUUGAUCUCAAUCCCUCCUCUUCUUCUUCUUCUUCCUCUUCCCCCUCUGCCCCUGACCUCCUCCUCCUUGCCUCCUCCCAUGCCCCCUCCUCCGCCCCCGCCGUCCCCGCCCACCGCGCCGUCCUUAUUAGCCGAUCUCCUGUUUUCAGAGCUAUGCUUGAAAGUGAGAUGGAAGAGAGCCGGAGUGGCAUGAUUAGAAUCUCUGAUGUCUCAUAUGAUGUUCUCCGUGCCUUUGUCAAUUACCUAUACACUGCAGAAAUUCUCCUUGAUGAGCAGAUGGCAUGCGAUUUACUGGUUUUGGCAGAGAAAUAUCAAGUCAAGUAUCUAAAGGCCUUUUGUGAGAAGUUCAUGACAUCGAAAGUAAAUAAUGAGAAUGCAAUCAUUAAUUAUGCUUUUGCUCAUCGACACAAUGCUAAACAACUACUUGAUGCUGCUCUUUCACUUAUCAUGGACAACAUGAGUACUUUGGUUGAAAGAAAUGAGUACAAGCAGCUUGUCGAAAAUGAUCCUCGGCUUGUUGUUGAGAUAUACGAAGCAUACCUCAAGAAACAAGUCAAUAUAGCACUCAAAAUUUAGAGAUGAGAGGUCAUUGGAAUGGAUAUGGAUACUUCAAAGUCUCUUUUGCAUUAUGAUACUGCAAUGUGAGAUCGAAAUGAGAAUACAAACAUAUCAACUGCUUUAAAGAAUUUAGUUUCUUUUUCUUUUUUCUCUUCUGUAGAUUUAAUAUCUGUUUGUUGUCAUUUUGUCGAAUGUAGUGUAGCUUGUUUGAGGUUGUUGUACUGGCCUCUUGUAUUUUACAGGCUUAUUCGUGAAUGUUGGAAACUCAGUUUUAAGUAAUUACGUUGCCCAUUUGAGUUGCAUUUAUUUGAUUUACAGGAAGGCUA